AUGGAUUCCAGUUUCGGAACAAAUGGGUUCUAUACACAUACUCCAUCGAUGUGGAGUGAUAGUAGGCGUAGGAACGUUGGAAAUAGAGAUAAAGACUCGUUCAGAGGAGGAAUAAGCGAUCGAAGAAAUGAAGAGAUCAACAAACCAAAAGAAGAUCCAUUUUGUAUAUCCGGUUUUUCCAAUUACACAGGAAAAUCGAAGUCAAGCACUAGUAGAGCAAAGAAUGGCCCAGCGAGUGAAUCGAUUAAGGAGCUACCUUUGAUUUCUACUGAAGUUCUCGAUGCAGCCAGUCAGAGAAGAUUAGCCUUCGUCGUUUUUUUUAUCAUUCAAUGCUACAAACUAUACGAUCUAAUCCUACUUAAGAGUGGGAUACCAUUAUCUGGGAUUUUUCUAUCGAAUUCAAGGUUAAACUUCAUUUCAAAAUAUUUGGUAAUAGACUCUUUGUUCUUUUACUGUCUCCCCACGUUCAAAAUACCCAAAUUAAAGUUCAAACCACUGAUAGUGCUUUUGCAGAUUAUUUCAUCCGCAACCCUCACACUGUUUAUCUCCAGUGAACAAAGUAUCCCAUUGGUAUCGCUUCUAUUGUCAUUAUGGAGACAGUAUCACAGCAGAGACUUGUCCUUAACAGGUGACUCUGUCAACCCAAGAAAGGCUAUGAAUUCGGCAGAACACUUCAAAGGUGCACAUACCAUUAAAAUUUUGCCAGAAAAUACAGCAUAUUUGAAUCCCUUCCACUCGUCUUUUUGUCUACCACUGGACCAAUCUGGUCCUGCCAUUGAACUACCUAUAAGAGUCAACUCAUCAUCCACAAUCAAUACAGUCCAGUUAGAGUUCAGAGAUCUAUACUCAAAUGAAGGUGAACUGUGGAACUUCACCAAGAACGAUUUAAAACCACUCAAGGCAGAUAUUUCAAAGGAAGAAACUGAUCGUAACAUACAUUACUUUACUGUACCUCUUAACAAAAUCGGGUUUUACCAGUUGAAAACCGUUCUAGACACUAAUAAUAUCAAUUUGAGAAUAUACAAAUCCCAAUUAGUGCUACCUCACUGCCCAUUGGCUUCCAUUAACGGAAAGGGAGAAAAUGAUAGAUGUGUUGGAGAUAAUGAUGAGGUUUCAAUUCAGGUACAAGGUGCUCCACCUCUUAAAUUGACUUAUACUAAGACAAUCAAUGGCCAAAGAUACGUACUAGAAGAUUCAUCACUUCAACCAGAAUAUUUUGAAUCACCUUUGCUAACGAAUUCAAAAUUCUACAGUCAAAAAGAUGUCCAAGAUUUAAAAUGGGCUCGUUCGUACCCUGUAGAUAUCGCAUUAGAAACUUCAACCAAAGAAUACGGUGAACAUGUUUACUCUAUCGAAAGAAUUGUGGAUGGAUUUGGUAAUAGCAUUGAUUUUUCCUCAUUAUCAUCACAAGUAAGAGAAAAGUAUGAUUUGAUCCACAGAUUCUACGUGCACGACUUACCAAGAGUAUCUUUGGAUGAAAAAAUGAAUCCCGACAGUUCUGUUAGAAGGUCUUUAAUAGUCAAAUUGGACUCUGGCGAUUUUAACAAGGAUGCUCCAUUCAUCGUUCAGUUAUCCCAUGAAGAUAACAACUCCAAAGUGAGAUACUUCGAAAAACAAUUCAAUGAUAAAACAUUAGAAUUCAAAGUUGAUGAGCCAGGUUCUUAUAAUUUGCUCUCAGUAAAAUCGAGGUAUUGCCACGGUGCCGUGAUUGGAAAAUCUAAUGUUCUGAUAACUAAACCAAUUCCUCCUCAAUUAUCUGUAAGAUCAACCCCAAUAUUAGAUCAAUGUGUUGGACAGGUCGGCUUGAAUUUUGAUCUUACUUUUACCGGUGUUCCUCCCUUUUACUACAAAACAAAAAUAUACAAAACUGAGCAAGGAGAACGUAAACUAUAUGAUACAAAAAAAUUCAGCUCCCAAGGAACCAGAAACCAGUUUACUUAUUCACCCACAUCAGAAGGCAGUUAUGAAAUUGUUUUCACCGAAUUGUCAAAUGAACUUUUCACAUCUCCUAUCUCCUUAGAUUCGAAAGAGUACACAUUCAAAACCAGCAUGAGAGUGAAACCUAGUGCAAAGAUUUCAGGGAAGCUAGAGACAAAAUUAUGUCUUGGAGGGAAAACGAAGGUACCUAUUAAAUUCAGUGGUGAGCCUCCUUUCACGUUAAACUAUGAUUUAGUAGAGACUUCUUCUAAUAAGAGAACUUCGUUUAAUAAAGAGAAUAUUCAAAGUUUUUCCUAUGAGAUCGAAACACCUAAUUUCAACAUUGGUGGUGAUCAUAUCCUAUCUUUAGUUUCUGUGAAGGAUUCCAGUGGAUGUUUGGUAGGUCUAAGUGGUACUGAUGCCAGAAUUACCGUUAGAAGAGAUAUUCCUUCUGCUUCUUUUGCUGUGUCAGAAUCUUCCUCCCAAGUCAGCAUUAAAGAAGCUUCAUUCGCAGAACUUCCAUUAAAACUUUCAGGUGAAGGACCUUUCAGAAUCACCUAUAGCCAUUUGGAUAACAAGGGAGACGUUCUCGAAACUGAAGAGGUGACUUUCAGUUCCAACUAUAAACCGGCCUUAAAGGUUAUGAAGGAAGGUUUGUAUAAAUUGGCUUCAAUUCGUGACCAGAGUUGUGUUGGCAAGAUCGUAGAUCCGAACCAUACUUUCCAAGUAAGUUAUCUCAAAAAACCUACGUACUCAUUAAUUGAGCACAACAGAAUCUCAAAACUGGACGAUUUCAACUACAUUAAAAAUGAUGUCUGCCAAGGGUUUGAAGAAACCAUCGAUAUGUCUCUAAACGGCAUACCACCCUUUUUGAUAGAAUAUGAUAUGAUUUCACCGUUAGGAGAGCUUAUCUCAUCUUCAGUGCAAGUUGCUACGAAGUAUGCUUCAAUUAAAUUCCCUAAUGAAGUCGUUGGUGAAUAUGUGAUAAAGAUUAAGAAUGUAUAUGAUUCCAAUUAUGGGAAGGCUGACCUCCAAAAACUUGCGUACAAACCUUCUCAACUUUCGAUAAGACAGAAUGUAAACUCACUUCCAGAAAUAGAAUUCUUAGAGAAAGGAAGCACCUACAGAACCUGCUCCGCAAACAUAGAGCAAUCAAAGCUAAUGCAGGAUAUCAAACUGAAGGUGCCUCAUGGCUCAGCUCCUUUCUCUGUUUCGUUCAGUAUUUAUCACGAAAGUUCUUCGAAAACAGAUUCUUUCACCAUGCAUAAUAUUACGGCUGCUAACUUUGAUUACAAACGAUUGUAUGAUGGCCUCUCGUUGGGAAAUCAUUUAGUAAGCAUUGAUAGUGUUACUGAUGCAAACGGUUGUAUCAAUGACCUAUCUUCGAGUGGUAAUCAGAUUUCAAUAUCAAUAACAGACGUUCCUAGGAUAUCCCUAGCAGACUCUACCAUGGAAUAUUGUGUUGGGGAUUACGUUGGAUACCAAUUGAGUGGGACACCUCCAUUCAUAAUAAAGUACGACUUCAAUGGUAAGCAGCUAAAAUCCAAGGAACGUUCCUCUCAGUUCGUCAGAUAUGCAUCUGAGCCCGGCGUUAUAUCUAUUUUUUCAAUCCAGGAUUCUUCAUCACAAUGUGUAGUAGAUUUCACAAAUCCGAAGAUGAAACAAGACUUUGAAAGGUUAUCUUUGAAUAUACAUCCAAUUCCGUCGGUAACAGUAUCACAAGGCCAAGAGAUUGUUGAAGAUAUUCAUGAAGGUGACAAAGCUGAAGUUAUAUUCUCCUUCGAAGGUACACCUCCUUUCGCAUUAACCUACGUCCGUACUGAAAACUCUGGCACCAAAAAGGGCAGAAAGCAACAAAUUGUUGAAACACACAAAGUUUCCGAUAUCUAUACUUACGAGUACAGAGUUGUGACCAGUCUACAAGGUACAUAUGAAGCUUUAGAAGUGUCAGACGCCUUCUGCGCAGCUAAGAAUCGUGCGUUGUUGGAUUGA
Kluyveromyces lactis is the source of this 3909-nucleotide messenger RNA. RefSeq names its product Pom152p (gene POM152). Gene Ontology annotation, molecular function: structural constituent of nuclear pore. The coding region runs from base 1 to 3909 and encodes 1302 amino acids. Gene Ontology annotation, cellular component: nuclear pore transmembrane ring. NCBI's taxonomy places the organism in Eukaryota, Fungi, Ascomycota, Saccharomycetes, Saccharomycetales, Saccharomycetaceae. The transcript has a single exon. Gene Ontology annotation, biological process: protein import into nucleus; nuclear pore organization. The record is from RefSeq and is a predicted model, not a curated record.